UGCUGGGUGUCAUGUUGGCUCUUGUCCAAGCUGCUGUGAUUCCAGAAGAUGAUUAUGACGACUGGUCUCUAUCGUGCCCUUAUGGGUGGACCAUGUACAGGACUCGCUGCCUCCUCUACGUUCCAAGAAACAUGACCUGGACUCAAGCUGAGGAGCACUGUAAGGCCAUGGAGGGAACGCUUGCAUCGGUGUACGACGCCGGCCACGCCAAAGAGAUCCGAGAGCAAAUGCAAAGCUUUGGGGAAUCACAUGGAAAAGUGUGGGUUGGAGGCCACAACACCCCAGAGAAUCCUUCCUGGUCCUGGAGCGAUUUUUUAGGUGUCCAUCAGUUUACCCAGUUUUGUGGCGGACAGUCUGCAAAGAACGAGCACCACUGUCUGCAGCUCACCUUCGCAGAAACAGGAAGUGGAUGCCUGGAUUACAUGCACUGUGACGCCGAGCUGCCAUCCGUCUGUAGCAUCGUACUCAUGUAGCCGCUGAGCUGAAACGGACCUCAAAAACAAA
This is a messenger RNA of Stegastes partitus (bicolor damselfish), 504 nucleotides long. RefSeq names its product type-2 ice-structuring protein-like. The record is from RefSeq and is a predicted model, not a curated record. NCBI's taxonomy places the organism in Eukaryota, Metazoa, Chordata, Actinopteri, Pomacentridae. The coding region runs from base 12 to 473 and encodes 153 amino acids. The transcript has 7 exons.